AUGGGCAGCCCCCAUAUAGACCAGUCUGAUAGGGCUCGCAAACAUGUCGACGCGAUUCGUAAGGAAGCAGGACUUGACAAUGGCCAAGACUCAAGCCGAAACGUGCAGAACCUUGAGAAUGCUCUCCACACGUUGGCCGAUGAGCUAUAUCAUAAAUCAACCCAUUUUCUUUUAGAAUUGAUCCAAAAUGCAGACGACAAUGAAUACCUUGUUGCCGAGCCAGAAAUCACGUUAACUUACAAGGACCGUCGACUACGAAUUGACUGCAACGAGCGUGGCUUCAGCCCACAGAAUGUCGAGGCCAUCUGCAGGGUUGGUAGCAGCACCAAGGCUGGACAGGACCGUGCCAGCAGUUACGUCGGAGAGAAAGGAAUCGGUUUCAAGUCGGUCUUCAAAGCAGCAGACAUCGUUUGGAUCUCAUCCAAUUCGUACACUUUCAAGUUCGACAAGAGAAAUGUCUUAGGCAUGAUCGCACCUAUCUGGGAGGCCUUUCCAGAGCCGACGGACCCAUCCUGGACAUCAAUGCUCCUUCAACUGUCUCCUGGAUAUGAAGAGAAGCAACUCCUGCACGAUCUAAAGACUUUCGACCCCCGUAUGCUCAUAUUCCUCCGUCGCUUGAAGAAAGUCAAAAUCGUCAUCCAUCGAGCUGGGCCAGUGUGGCAGACGACUUUAACAAAGAAACUACAAAGGAAUGACCAGGAAACAGCAAUUGAGUUGACACAGGACCACAAGACCCUCCGGUAUAUGGUCAGCUCCUACUUGGCCGAAAAUCUCCCCGCGGAGCCCAAGCGACCUGGAGCCAGGUCCUCCCAAAUCAUGCUCGCCUUUCCCGACUGCAACGGGGCAGAAGCGAUAGAAUCACAGAAGGUCUAUGCCUUUCUUCCGGUCAGGGACUACGGAUUCAAGUUUUUGCUCCAAGCGGACUUCUUGCUGUCGGCCAACAGAGAAGAAAUUCUGGCUUACCCGCAAUGGAACCAGGCGCUUAGACAGGCCUUCGUGGAUGCAUUCGUGGCUGUGACAAAGGAAUACUGCCAGGGCCGGAUAAGCCACCUUUGGCCCCAGUAUAUCCCGCUCAGGCCGUCUCAGACGCGGUUCUUUGAGUCAGCAAGGAAAGAGAUCCUUGAGAGACUCUCACGAGAGCCUGUCUUGAGAUGCAGAACUAACGAGUUGAUGACGCCUUGCUCCUUACUCGACGUUCCAGAUGAGUUCUGCGACAAAGAAGGUGUGCCUAUGACUUCAACCCCGACAAGCGAUCGCGCCUAUCUGAGUUGUGUAUACCCCACCUCUUUGACGGAGAAUCUGGAAGUGUUGGGAGUACGAAAGAUGACCGCCUCUAUCUUUUUGGACCAUCUGGCGUCAUUCAUAACCCAACAUAGUGAGCUUUUCCGCGAACAAAAGCCCGACGGUUGGCAUACACGGCUUGCAGAAAUUUUGCUUAAGUUAUCGUUUGAUUCAGCCAAUCAUGACCGUAUCGCCGAGUUGCCUGUUAUUCCCCUGAGCGAUGGUCGCUGGGUCUCUGCAAAGGAAGAUUAUGUAUUCCUGCCGCAAGAGGCAGAAAGCUGCCGUCCGCCAGAAGGUUUUCGCCUCUCGCUGGUGCGUGAAGGUGCGGCCAAUAAUCCAACAACACGGUCACUGUACCUGCAGCUCGGGCUCAAGGUUCUUGGGAAAGAGUCCAUCGCCUAUGGCAUCAUCCGCGAACACAUGAAGGAAUCGUUCAAUCCAUACGCUAUGACGGUCGCACAGUUGAUCUCUCAAGCUGCCUUUCUCUUCCACGCCAGAGUCGACGACUACAGGGUAAAAAAGUUCUGGUUUGCCACUGGAUUAGGGUCUGCACGCUUUCACGGCGACGAGGUAUACUUGCACUCCGACAAACCGUUCGCAGCGAGUCACUACUUCACUGGCAGGCCUGAAAUCCCAUUUCUUCAAUCCGACUACGAGAAUGUUGGCGGAGAGGAUGGGGCGCGGUGGUAUGAGUGGCUUGAGCACGUUGCUGGUUUGUCAACACUUCCGCGAUUGGCUGAGCCCAUUCCGAAACAACCCACGUCCUUGCGCCUGUCUUCCCACUUCAAGUUUAUCAUAAGAUACAACGAACCAAAGGACUUCUUGAUCCUUUUACGCGAUAACUGGAACCACUACUCACAAUGGCUUGAAGAUGACCGUGACUGCGUCGGCAGCGGUAUUGACGAGCCCUGCCGAAAGCGGCUAAGAAAUGAGCUAGGACAGUCACAGAUACGGUGUCAUGGUGGCAUUAUGAAGCCACUCCGGGACGUCUUUCUGUCCAUACCUGAGCUCGUGGAGAAAGCCCAGGGUCAAGUCCCUUUCGUGGAAGUCGAUGAUGCUCUUGAUCCACGUUGGCGGAGGCUAGCUGUUCUCGGGCUUGGGGUCGAAGGCGAUGUCCGCUUUUACCUCCGAUGCCUGGAGUCAAUGAGCGGAAGUAGGGAACAGACAGCUGUUGACCGCGCUGCAUUACUCUUGGAGCAGAUCCAAGCCAGGUAUGCCGAUGACGAAGAACUUGUAAGAAACUCCUUCGCAAAAAAGCCGCUCAUCUGCAUACCCAGCAGCACGCCGACACGAUGGGCAAAGGUCGGGGACUGCCUUUGGGGUGGACCAGCAUGUCUUCGCCUCUUUGUGCCCCUCAAAAACAUCUAUCCGUCGUGCCAGAGGCUCUUCCGCGAUUUUUUCCUGGUCCCUGACGCCACUGUUUCUGACGUGGUCCGGGAGGUUAAAUUUAUGAACCUAGGAGAUCCGCUCACCUACAUCUUGAGUUUAUUCCUACAACUGGAGAAGCAUCUCGAGCAGGACGAAAUAAGUACUGCCGUUGAUUCACUUCUGACGCAUGCUAUCUGGCCUAUUUACACGACCAAAGAUGCGGGAGACUGGGACUUCCUGGGUUGUGCUAAGUCUUCGACGCCAUGGUUCAUUGCUGAUCGAGCACAUCUUCUUGACAGCUUCCAAGGAAUUGUUCCCCUAUUGGCCUUCGGCGUCGAGGAUGUCCUGAAGAUGCCUCUUCUGAUACAAAAACUUGGGGCAGAGAGGAGGAAGCUCACUCGGGCAGUCAUAAGCAUCGCAGAAAAUGUGGAUGUCGCAUACCCAAAUCUAACCUUACAAGAAGAUCUACGGUCAAGGGCUGAAUUGAUUGCGAGGCUGAUUCCACAAAAAGAACGCGGAAAGAAGGAGAAAAUCGACAAGUUAAAAGCUUUGCAGGUGUUCUCGACGCCAAAGGUCGUCCAAACUUGGGCUGUCAAUAUCGGAACGGACACCUUGCCUGGUCGCUCCAGCGAUGGCAGCGUAGUACUCUCCACCCAACACGAAACACUCAAGAUCUUUAUCACCGAGAAUUACUUCGAAGAAAAUAAGACUCCGGCCGACUUGGUGGAAGCACUCGCACGCUUUUGCACCAUUGACGACAGGCAAUCACUUUUGCUCACAAUAACUCUGACGGAGAACCUACAGAAGAUCCACGAAUGGUUUCAGAGGCACGGAGUGCCCCUACUGAAUCUUGACAACGAUGUCCCGGAUGAAGUCGAAGAUGCCGAUGACUUCGAUCCCCGGAAACAAGAGCGAACUCCUACACGCAGCAAAUACAGAACAAUCAUCUUGAAACAAGAUAUAGUGCGGAUGUUCCUUCCGGUUGGUCCCAUGAAAGAAGUAGGCCUCGGGGGCACUCCUGUGAUACAUCAUGGCCCGGACAGCACUUUGGGAUUUCCAGCCGCAGAGAAGGCGUCCGUUCUAAAAGGAGAGGAUCUUUAUUUUGACUACCACGACGAUGGGGCGUCCGACGCCAAAUCCGUCAGAUCUGACGCUGGGUCGACAUGGUCUGGAACUACAAUUGGGUCUGGAUCGACUAUCCGAGGCGACGAAAAGAAAGGAAAUUCUCUAUCAGCGAGCGCCCGGAUUAGGAGCAGAUUCUUCCGGAAAGCUCCCUUACCACCCAAGGACGAUGCCUUCAAGUUGGAGUAUGCUGGCCAGAGCAAGGUGUCACAAGAGCUCAGCCGCAUGCUCGGCACAGCCUAUGAUCCCAACACACACUGGACGAGCCCAUUACGAACUCGGGACGGAUACAAGCCAUUCGUCACAAUUCUGAAUAGCGAGGGCAAGGCCAAAAUCUAUGCCAGCUUUACACUGGAAGACACGUCAAAACUCUUUACCCGCUACCUCGCGCAGAACUAUCCGGAGGCAGCGAAGUGGGUCAUAAAACCGCCUGUAUACCACCUCGAUGUCAAAACAACCACAGGAGGGCUCAACUCCGAAUUUUCGCUUAGCAAUGCACAAGUGAAGAUGGCGCGCACUUACUCGAUCUCCACGGGCGAGGGCACAGGAAUCCCAGCGAAUGUGUAUUUCCUUGUUCGUGUCUUUCACGUGGGGGAGAAGGCCAGCAUUCAGUUCAUUAUGGACCCCUGGUCGCAUUAUCUCACUGACAAGCUUUGCUUGAGGGCGGAAAAGGAGUACAUUGGACGAGUACAAGGAGAGGUUGGAUGA
Molecule: messenger RNA, 4479 nt
Organism: Exophiala dermatitidis NIH/UT8656
Lineage: Eukaryota; Fungi; Ascomycota; Eurotiomycetes; Chaetothyriales; Herpotrichiellaceae
Exons: 5
Coding region: 1-4479 (1492 amino acids)
Source: RefSeq, a predicted model, not a curated record